Messenger RNA from Capra hircus (goat), 4657 nucleotides. RefSeq names its product glucosaminyl (N-acetyl) transferase family member 7 (gene GCNT7). NCBI's taxonomy places the organism in Eukaryota, Metazoa, Chordata, Mammalia, Artiodactyla, Bovidae. The coding region runs from base 1641 to 2930 and encodes 429 amino acids. Gene Ontology annotation, cellular component: membrane. The transcript has 4 exons. Gene Ontology annotation, molecular function: acetylglucosaminyltransferase activity. The record is from RefSeq and is a predicted model, not a curated record.
CUCCCUAAAACAUGUGAGAAUGCCCAUCACAUCACGUAAAGGCAGGGAAAAAAAAACUUAUGGUAACCUAAAAAAGAGAAGAAGAUCGUUCCUCUUGGGCUUUAAGAAAUACAAAAGUAUCCCACUGUAAAUUGUUAUUUAUAUGUUUAUGCUGUUUUAUUAGGACUUUCAUUAAAAAAAUUUUAGCUGAAUCAAAUCUGUAUAAGAAGCUGAUACAUUAAGCCUAUCUUUCAUCCACUUAUUACAAUAGCUCCUCCAAUAUGUUUGAUUUUUAUUCUGUAUUUUCCUCAGAUCCGUGGGAGUGUAAAGUGCAUGCAGGCAACUCUCUCAUUAUUUUCUCAGCUGUUUUCUUCCAUUGUUUUUUACCCCCAGGUUAAGGAUGUGAGAUCCAGGUGAAAUCCAGCACCAAACCUCUUGCCCCAGGGAUGGACCUGCCAGGCCAGUUCAGCAGCACCCAGGGGACAUUUAAGACAAGCCCUCAGGGUCCCAGGGGGCAGCACUGCAGCAACACUUGACGAGCUGGCAGGGUGGCCUUUCCUUUCUUGGAAAAAUUAGUCUCUCGACUCAGGGAAUCUGAGCACCUCCAUACAAACGUACACAGGGUCUCCCCACUGAAAAGCUGCACAGAUCUGUUUUUAUAUAAAAAGUAUGCAUGUCACAUGCACAGCAAUGCUGCAGCCCCUUAAGACCAGACAAACCAGCUUCUCUAUGCCCCAUUAAGACACCUUAAGCAACAUCUGUUCUGCAAAAGAGCAACAGGUAUCUUGAGUGGCCGCAGGUGAAGAAAGCUGGACUCGUCUGACUUAAUAAAGAGCUCAGGUGUCUGGACACCCACGAGGGUGAGAGUCUCUGUGGGCUCUGAGUCACGUCUCUUGGCUUCACUAUCCCCAGCAGACACACAUGGGGUAAACCUAAAGAGCGGACCAGCAAGUGGAGGACCUUUUAAGCCAGAAAAGGGACGACUGUUAAGAGGAGAAGUAUCCAUCAGAGGAGAGUAAUGAAGGGGGAGCCACUAUUCGUGGACAGAGACUCCACCUCCGCCUCGUGCACAGGCUAGCCAGUGGCUGCGGGAAGACGGGGCAGGGCCAGGACGCUGCCUGUGUCCCUGAAGUCAGGCCUCUGGAGAGCCAUGCUGAGGCACUGAACUGCUCCAAUGCUACAUAGGAAGCAAGUGAGAUUUUUAAGUGACUUUUAUUUACUCCCUGAAUGAAAAGGCUCAAUAAUCAAUUCUGGCCUCCUAUUUUUAAAAACAUUUAAGAAUUCUGAUCCAGGACUGCCAGGAUUUCACCCAGCUUUUAGAAUCCGAGAAGUACCCCGCGCUGCCCUUCACCUGGGCCAUGUGUUUGUUUUGUAAAGGGAGCCAGCCCUGAAGAAACACUCAGAUUCUGUUUUUCAACCCAUGGGUCAGAAUCGACAAGAAUAAAAUCCUCCAGGGAUGAAAGGGUAACAAAACCUGCCAAGCGACUCUGGUUCAUGUGACUUCAGCAGGAGCCGCAGCAAGAGAAGCAACUGAAGGAGAAGAAAAGCCAGGCAGGGUGCAGACACGCCAGGACUUCUGACCCACGCGAGGAGCAUCUCUCGGAAGCUGAGAGGAGAACAUUUCAAACCAUGGUAAUAAGAAGGCAACUGGAGCUCAAAGCAUGAGCCAGCUGCGAGCCACAAAGCCUGGUCUUCUCGUGUGCACAGCCGUUUGCAUCUUCAUUUUUAUUUAUUUAAGGAAUCUGACUCCCGAGGAAGCAGAGGAGGAACCCACCCACCCAGCAGUGGUGGAAUGCGGCUUCUAUCCUGAUGAACUGUGCUCGGCUUUGUUUGAAGGGAAAGAGGCGGCUCCCCAGAUUGCAAAGUUCUGUAGAAACCCUCAUGGAUCUGAAAUACUUGCUCAUUUACACAGACCAGGAAAUUGCUCCAGGAUUUCCCAGGAGUUGCAUUUCAUAACCAGACCCCUGUCUGCAGAGGAGGGCAGCUUCUCUUUGGCAUAUAUUGUAACUAUUCAUAAGGAGCUGGCUAUGUUUGUGCAGCUACUCAGGGCUGUUUAUGUGCCUCAGAAUGUUUACUGUAUUCAUGUGGAUGAAAAGGCCCCAAAGAAGUAUAAGACUGCGGUGCAAUCCCUGGUUAAUUGUUUUGAGAACAUUUUUAUUUCGUCAAAGAGAGAGAAAAUGGCUUACACUGGCUUUAGAAGACUGCAGGCAGAUAUUAACUGUAUGAGAGAUCUAGUGCAUUCCAAAUUUCAAUGGAACUAUGUCAUUAAUCUCUGCGGACAGGACUUUCCAAUCAAAACCAACAAAGAAAUCAUACACUACAUCAGAAGCAAAUGGAAAGAUAAAAAUAUCACUCCCGGAGUAAUCCAGCCACCAAGCAUUAAAUCUAAGACAAGUCAGGGCCAUCUUGAAUUCAGCCCUGAAGGAGACAUCUACGUGUCUCCAAAUGCAGGAUUCAAGGUUGAGCCACCCCAUAACUUAACCAUUUAUUUUGGAAGUGCUUACUAUGUACUAACGAGGAAGUUUGUGGAGUUUGUGCUGACUGACAUCCGCGCAAAAGACAUGCUCCAGUGGUCCCAAGACAUCCACGGCCCAGAGCGACACUACUGGGUGACUCUGAACAGACUGAAAGAUGCUCCGGGCUCCACCCCGAACGCUGGCUGGGAAGGAAAUAUUCGAGCUGUUAAAUGGAGAAAUAAGGAGGGAACAGUUCACGAAGGCUGUAAAGGCCACUAUGUCCAGGACACCUGCGUGUACGGACCAGGAGACUUGCCGUGGAUCAUUCAAUCACCUUCUCUGUUUGCCAACCAAUUUGACUCGACCGAGCCUCUUGUGGUCUCCUGCCUGGAGCGGUGGCACAGACUCAGAGUUCUAGGGCAGGCAGAGGGCCCUGUGGAGGCACACUGGCACUUCCAACGGGAGAGCCAUUUUAAUACGGAAUUGAACCGCUGAGUCCAAAGUUAUAGAGACUGUUUGCCUUCUUAUUGGUAUCAUUCUGUUAUCUUGACUUGAAAUCAGAGAACAUUCAACCAAAAAAGAAUGGAAAAAUAAUUCCUUGACAGAAGUUAGUCCUAAAAUGAAUUUAGAAACUUGCUACUGACAAAAAGACUCUGCUAUUGAUGAUAAGCCACUUUCACAGUUUAGAGAAAGAAAUCACAAGAGAAAAAAUAAUUCAAAUUUCCACUGGUGACUAGGUAAGUGACAUGGAGGCCUGACUGCCUCACUAAACUGUUAAUGGAAAUCAAUAUUCUCCAAACACUUAGAUCCAGGCUCAAGUUAGAAUAAGAAUAUAUCUUGUCUUAAAGAUACUAAUGUGUAUGAGAUUCUAAUAAAGAACAAACUCCCACUGAAAAUGAAAAUAUGCUUCUAGCAGUCCUCUUGGCUAGGAACAAUGUAACUCUGUUCUAGAAAUCCUAGAAAAACAAGGAAGAGUCUACCUCCUUUGGGUAAAAGGCAGUUAUGGAGUUGAAACACAACUUCUUACAAAGGCUGCCCCCAGGUUUCUGCGGGCUGGGAUGGUCUGUAUCUAAGCUGCCUAUACCAGUCACAACCACAGGGAGCGCUGGGCAUCUGAAAUAUGGCUGGAGUGACUGAUAAGUGAACCUUAACUUUAAAAACUUUAAUUAAAUGUAAAUAGUCACAUGUAGCUGGUGGUUACCAUACAGAACAGCACAGGUCAAAGGCGUGGACAGUCUUACUUCUCUCUACUCAAAGAUUCAGGUCUUCCCCAAAUCCACAAAUCUUUGUUGUUUUGUCAAGGACUUUUUAUACACUCUUUCUAAAAGAGCCCACAGAAUCAUACAGGGCUAGAAACAUACAACUAUUAAACAGCACAACUUAAAACAACUAAAAUAAGGAAAAAGUAGGAACCACAGGACAGGACACUAAAGAAUUAAAUGUAUAAUUCAAGGACAAAGCAUACCCUUUAGUGAAUUGACACUUCUCAAACGCAGAAACUAAAUGAGAUUCCACUUAAAUCAAUGAAAACAGCCCUUGAAAAGCAUGGAACUACACAGAAGGAGAAGAGGUUCUGAAAGUAGAGUCUGCAAAUCAAACCUGAGCUAACCAUAGCACAUUAAAAUUUCCACUGAAACAAAUAUUUCUUCCCCAAAGAUACGUGAUUCCAGGGAAAGCACACAACAGAAGGUUAAGACCAUCAGAGAAUGUGAGCGCCCCAGACAGCCUGCUUACAGGCAGACACGGAGUUGAUGGUCAUGCUCUGAGUGGUGGUUCAGAAAGCUCAGGUUCACCACAAUCAUGCCCCCUACAUUUUAUAACAACUCUUUGCAAGUAAGUGCAAACCCCAGUACACUUUUAAAUUAAAUAAAAAAUAAAAGAAGCUUACAUUGUUUCAAGUUACAUAAAAGAUAAGCUUUCCUUCAUUUCAAUGUCAAUUCAUAGAACACAAAUUCGCACAACUGCCCUCAAAAGGCUCAAAUGCUGCAAUAAAUCAUUUCUGUAACAGCGAGAUAAAAAAUAAGAAUUAAAAAAAAAAGAAUAAUAAGAUAACUUAAAGACAGAGACUUCCCUGGUGGUCCAGCAGCUAAGACUCCGCCCUUCCAAUGCAGGGGGCCUGCGUUCUAUCCCCGGUGAGGGAGCUGGAUCCUGCAUGCUGCACCAAGACCUGGUGCAGCCACAUAAGUAAAUAAAAAACAGCUUAAAGUACAGAGGAAUGAAGG